Molecule: messenger RNA, 1224 nt
Organism: Glarea lozoyensis ATCC 20868
Lineage: Eukaryota; Fungi; Ascomycota; Leotiomycetes; Helotiales; Helotiaceae
Product: Protein kinase-like (PK-like)
Exons: 5
Coding region: 1-1224 (407 amino acids)
Biological process (GO): cellular response to oxidative stress; protein phosphorylation
Molecular function (GO): calcium/calmodulin-dependent protein kinase activity; ATP binding
Source: RefSeq, a predicted model, not a curated record
AUGCUCAACAAGUUUCAUGGACAACCCGAUAGCUAUGAUAAGAAGUCUAAGUAUCGAUUUGGACGAACGUUGGGAGCCGGUACAUAUGGUAUUGUGCGCGAGGCUGAUGGGCCAACCGGAAAGGUUGCUGUGAAGAUUAUCCUUAAGAAGAAUGUCAAAGGCAAUGAGCAGAUGGUCUAUGAUGAACUCGAGAUGUUGCAGCGGAUGAAACACCCUCACAUCGUCAAGUUUGUGGAUUGGUUCGAGUCAAGGGAUAAAUACUACAUCGUGACACAACUGGCUACUGGAGGAGAACUCUUCGACCGUAUCUGCGAGCAAGGACGAUUUACAGAAAAGGAUGCCUCACAAACAAUUCGACAGGUGAUAGAGGCGGUUGACUACUUACACGACAAUAAUGUCGUUCACAGAGAUUUAAAACCAGAAAACUUGCUUUACCUUACCACCAACCCUAAAUCUGAUCUUGUAUUGGCUGAUUUUGGUAUCGCUAAAAUGCUCGACUCAAAAGAUGAAGUACUCACGACUAUGGCUGGAUCUUUCGGAUAUGCGGCUCCAGAAGUCAUGCUAAAGAGAGGCCAUGGAAAACCAGUUGAUAUGUGGUCGCUGGGAGUCAUUACGUACACUCUACUCUGCGGAUAUUCCCCUUUCAGAAGUGAGAAUCUUCAGGAUCUUAUCGACGAAUGCAGUAGUGGCAAGGUCGUUUUCCACGAGAGAUACUGGAAGGAUGUUAGCGCAGACGCAAAGGACUUUAUUGGACAUUUACUCCAGCCAGAUGCCGAAGACAGAUCUUCUAGCAAAGAAGCAUUGAAGCAUCCAUGGCUCAGCGGAGAGAAUGCAACAGACCACAAUUUGCUUCCAGAGAUCAAAGCGUACAUGGCAAAGGCUCGUCUUCGUCGUGGUAUCGAAAUCGUCAAACUCGCAAACCGUAUCGAAGCACUUAAGAUGCAAGAAGACGAGGAGGACGAUGUACCCGGACAAGCCGACCUACCAUCAAAUCCAAAAGCCGCUGCUCAAAGCGCGUUAUCUGGAGCAGAUGCCGGACAUGGUAGUCCAUCUAGAGCCUCCUCCUCGUCAUCGACCGAUCCUCCGAAGAAGAGUUUAAGUAAAAUUGCAAAGGGUGCCAUCUUCCGAGAAGUUGUGCUAGCCAAAGUUCGGGAGAUGAAGCAAGCCGAAGAUGCCGCGAAAAUGGAACAAGAAGCUCAAGAAAAGGCUGCUAAAGGGAAAUGA